Molecule: messenger RNA, 4303 nt
Organism: Piliocolobus tephrosceles (Ugandan red Colobus)
Lineage: Eukaryota; Metazoa; Chordata; Mammalia; Primates; Cercopithecidae
Product: proline-rich receptor-like protein kinase PERK2
Exons: 4
Coding region: 1-819 (272 amino acids)
Source: RefSeq, a predicted model, not a curated record
AUGAUCAGCGUCAAGUCAAGAAUCCCAUCAUUUCCACUGCAGCCAGCCCUUCUCACCCCCUCCCUGCCCAAACCCCAAAGCAGAGAAACCAACCCUCCUGUUCCCUGCAGAGGGCUGGAUUUCUGGAACCUUGCACUGAAGCAGCAGCCAGGUAGGGGACCCAUUUCUCUGAGACCUUCUUUCCCCACACCCCGCCACAUCCCUAACAAUAAUUCGGAGCCCAGUACCUUGGACUCCCAGUCUUCGACCACCUUGUUUCUCUCCUCGGAGGAGCCAGGCCCCUCCACCGCUGCCCUGCCGUCUCCCUCCUCCUCUUCCUGCGAGCCCCAGGCCUUUUCCCCAGGCCCACCAGUGCUGCCCCCGCUACUGCCUCCGCUCCCCUCAGCCUCGGCGCCCCUGGGCUCCGGCGCCUCCCGGCGCACAGGCCUCUACUCAGUCGUCGCCUCCUCCCCGGAGACCUCCACGCGUCUGGUCGACUGGCUUCCCGGCUGCCCCUCGACCACCUCUCCCGGCACACGCGGAGAUGACAAGGAGCGGCCCCUGCCCGUCCUGGCACCGGCCGAGGGCCCGGAAAGGAGCCGCGCCCCGCGCUCCAGCACAGCGGGCAGGGAGGAGGGCACCGUGGACGCGAGUACAUCCCCGCCGCCCCGCGCCCGGCCCGCCGCUGUGGCGAGCUUGGAGGCCCACGUCGGAGACAUCCUGGUGGAGCUGCGGACCAUGAACGGCCACCUGGACAUCAUAGCACGGGCUCUCACCAAACUGGCUUCGUCCCUGGGGCCCCAGCCUGAGCCUCUGCUAGAUGCUCCGGAUGCCAACUAAUGGAGCUCGGCGAGGCUGGGCCGCCCCGGGGCCAAGGCUUCGCGUGCACCAGGCAUCCCUGCCUGUCUUUCCCCAGCAGCGAAGCUGCGCCCAUCGGAGGAGCGGUUGCUCUGCGCAACUGCCUAGGGGAACGCAUGGCCCUAGGGCUUCUACGUGAAACAGACCCGGUUGCGCCUCACACCCUCCUCCUCGGCUCUCUCACGGCGGUGCCUGCCCCGGCUUCCUGGCUCUUCACAUGCCCUUCUCUUGUCUUGAUCUCCUAGCAGAAAAAGUGCCUGGAGACGGCGGUGGCACCCUGCGAAGUAUGCUUAGAGAAACACUCUUUCACAUCCCAUUCCUGUGACUUCCGUGUGGCGUGGAGGGAGAGGAGCUCAAAGCAUGUCACCAAAGCAGCAGCGAGGCCAGCUCCAGCCUUCCUCCCCGGCGGCGUUGGUGGGGCAUCCAUCUCUGGUGACGUUCACAAGAGAAGAAUUGAUGGCCCAAAGUGACUGUCCUGCCCUGUGAUCUGCCCUUUAGCUGAAGAAACAGCAAAACUGGCAUCGACUGCAGCAAGUGGGAGCAUCAACUUUUUAUUCAUUUGUUGAUUUGAACAGUAUUUCAUUCUGAUUUUAACUGACUUCUUUUGCAUUAGAUUAAAAACAAUGAUAAAAGACUGAAAUCUUUCAAGAACAAAGAGGAGCUGGCCUAUAAAUCCUAAAUACAGAUAUAGUGACUGAACCCAUCUAGGUAGCUUAUGAAUAUAAAACUCACCUAAAGUUUCAUCCACCCCUAAGAGAUAACCACUGUUAAUAUUUUGGCAACUACUCUUCGAAACAUUUGUGUCUAAACACAAAUACCUAUGCGUAUGCAAUUUUACUUCACUGUGAUCGUAGUAGGUCUGCUGUUCUGUAGCCUGUUUUUUUUUUUUAAAUCUUGAUAAUAGAUGAUAGAAAUCUUUUCACUUAAAAAACAAUGUGAUAUGUGAAGCAAAAUUUGCUUAACCAUUUUUUUAUUUAUGCUUCUGAUUUGUCACUAUUAUAUGCAAUUCUGUAAUGAAUCUAUCUGAGCAUACAUGUUUUUACUCUUCUGUAAUUAUGCUGUGUAAGUAAAUUCCUAGAGGUAUGAUUGCUCGGUCCAAGGGCAUACACUCCUAACUUCUUUUUUUAGUGCUGCUGUGGCUUCACCAAAGUUCAAAAAGGGGGAAGUGAAUGAAUGGUAGGAGGAACACUGGGAUCUUGGGGUGGCUCCAUUUAAAAACUUUGAAAAAGGGAAAUAAAAACAAAGCUAUCUUCUGAAGAUUAAACUUUAAAAUCAGCACACAGCAGGCCAAAACAGAGAUGUGCAAAACCAUGCUGAAGAGAUGGGUCAUGGUCACUCAGGUGGUGUGUGAGUCCGGUCAGGAAACAGAAGCUCUCCUGGUUUUUCACACUGAGGGGGUCUAAUUGAGGAAUCAGAAACUGGGUGAUGGAAGGACUGGAGGAGCAGUGGCAGUCAGGUAAGGUUAUCCGAAGACUAGCGGCUGCAGGAAAGCACCACCAGCUGUGGACUGGAGGAGCCAAGGGGGAACGUCUCCUUGGAAACCAGAAUCGCUGUGAUUCCAAGCCAUGGCUGUAGAACUGAGCUGCUUCAGCAGGAAGCCAAGAGCAGCACUGCUAGGCCAAAGCCCCUGCCACUGCAGCCACUGCCACUGCCACCCUUGGGUGUCAAUAGCAGUGUCAUAACUGCCUGAGACCCCACCAGAGGCCAGCAGGGAGGAACCAUCCAAGGUUUUGGCAGUGCCUCCUCUUCACAGAACCUCACUGAAAGCCUGUUGGAGGGCGUCUGGGAAAUGCAGCGUGUGGAGGUUCACUGUGCUAUGCUAGAGCAGAGCAAACAAGGCUGGGAACGCAGCUAACAGCGAGGAGGCAAAUGAUCAGUGCAAGUAGUACCGUGGGUCAAAGCAGUGGGAUAGCUAAAGAGAGCAACUGUCAGUCAGAGAAGGAGCAUAGCAGCCACGGAGGCAGUGAAGAUGGGGCACCACAGAGUGACAUGGGCAGUGCUCAUGCCAGCAGAGGUGGGCUUGGCUCUCUGGAACUAGCCACAGGAAGAACCCUGUGGUGACCGCCGCCCUUUGGCUCUCAGUCUAUGCCACGAGAACAUGCUAUGGGAGACUGGCCCGGAGAAGUGGCUCUGCUGCAGAGCACAGACAGAUGGGGUUUCUGAACCUUCUUGGUGGAGUGCUAGGCCCUGGGCAAGGGCAGGCUAACCAGUGUGCAUUGCCAUUCUGGGAGACAGGAAGCCAGCCUGUCCAUAAGACAGAUAAGUCUUAGUCUUUUUGUGCUGCUAUAACAAAAUACCUGAGACUGGGCAAUUUAUAAACAACAGAAAUUUAUUUCCUAACAGUUCUGGGGGCUGGGAAGAUGGAGGAUCCUGCACGUUCAGUGUCUGGUAAGGACUUGGUCUCUGCUUCCAAGAUGACCCCCCUUGUUUCAUCCUCACAUGGCAGAAGGUGAACGGGCACAAGGAAAAACAUCUUGCCAAUUCCCUCUAGCCCUUUAUAAGGGCAGAGCCCUCAUGGUUUAAUCACUUCCCAGAAAGCCCCACCUUUUAAUACUAUCACAUAGAGUCUUAGGUUCCAAUAUAUGUAUUUUGGAGACACAGACAUUCAAACCAUAGCCACAUACCUCCCAGGGACUGGCCCUUGGCUGUCUUCCUUUACCAAAAGGACAUCUGCACAAGUAUUUAUUGGGUUCCUAUCAGGUCCCUGCCCUGUGCUAUGUGCUUUACAUACAGGAUCUCAUUAAUUCCUUGCAGUAACCCAGUGUGCAAGGUUGGGAGGUAGGGCCUAUCACUCCCAUUUCACUGAUCAGGAAACUGAGGCACAAAAAGGUCAAGUGACUUGCCCAUGGUCAUAUAGCUGGUACCGAACAGAGACAGGAUCUGUUUGUCUCCAGGGCCCUGGCUGUACCACCACCUGGGACUGCCUUUAAGUUGGACUUCCUCUUGGUAGUAGGUCAAAGCCCUGGGACUGUUGAGCUGCCUUUGGCUAGUGGGUCUCCCCCGGGUGGUGGCAAAGUUGUUCUCUGGAAGUAAUAGGUCUCUGAAAAAUGAGAAAAUGCCAGGAAACUAGAGCAGAAAGCUGGAAAACAAGGAACCUUACCAAUACCCUCAUCCCCCAUCAGCCACAGCAUUAGUGUCGUGCGGGGAGGGAGAAAGAAGGUGCUGAAGCAGAGGACAAGGUGCAGGAAAGAGGAGGAGAGAAGCCAGCAGGCUAUCCAACUUGAUGGCUCUGAGGCACCAAUGAGCCCUAGGCCCUUUAAGAUCAAUGUUAUUAAUCACGUUCCAUGUACAAGGUGACUUGGCUGUUACUGUAUGUUAUCACCCUUUUCUCUCGUCCCCUUAGACCAGCUGACUUCGACAAUCAACUCUGCAUGAGAACUAGAAAAUGUGAAGAUUUCUAUAUGUCUCUAUGGUGACUGUAUUAGUAUCCCAAAGUCCAAGGGCAUUUGCUACUGAAUUAUUACUA